Haliotis rubra (blacklip abalone) is the source of this 1156-nucleotide messenger RNA. RefSeq names its product C-type mannose receptor 2-like. Lineage: Eukaryota; Metazoa; Mollusca; Gastropoda; Lepetellida; Haliotidae. Gene Ontology annotation, molecular function: signaling receptor activity. The coding region runs from base 31 to 1122 and encodes 363 amino acids. The record is from RefSeq and is a predicted model, not a curated record. The transcript has 10 exons.
AUUGUUGACAAGUCUGUGAUAGGUGUCGGCAUGUUUACAACACUCACUGUCGUGCUGCUGCUGUUUGUCCAGGGAGUCAUCGACGUACACAGUAAUGCCACCACCACGCCGGAGUAUAACGGUAUACGAUGUCUCGAGUGCCAUGAAGUGGCCUCGCCCUCUGAAUGCAGCAUGUGGGUUUCUUGCGGAGAGGAAGAAGAGUGCUAUACCAGGGAGUACUACAACAGAAACAUGAUCCGGGGCUACCACAUGGGUUGCGAGCUCAAGUCGAGGUGUGACAUAUACAGGCGCAUCGCUGCGCUUUUGGGAAAGAGGGACACGCAUACCUGCUUCGAGUGCUGCAACACCGACGACUGCAACAGCGCCCUCUGCGGUGCAGUGACAGCGCCGGCGGUAACAAACAAUCACGAUCUCCGCUGCCUUGACUGUCAUGCUGUAGGCGACCCCCGACUGUGCGACCAUUGGUCAAUGUGUGGACAGGAUGAGGUAUGCUUCACGCGGUCGUUCGUUGACUCCACAGGGCAGGUGAAGUUCAAUCUUGGCUGUGAGUUUCAGCAGGCGUGCGUGCUACCCAGCAACCAGACAGAGCCCGACCCCCAGGCGUGUAUGGACUGCUGUGAGACGAAUGGCUGUAACAAUCAGUUGUGCCUCUCCGCCUUUAAUCAAAUCGGAUCAGCCUCAUCUAUCCCGCCAACAGCUGGAACAGGAUGUCCGCAGAACUUCUAUAAGGGAGGUAACUCCUGCUACUACUUCUCCAACGACACCAAGGCCUGGAAUUCUGCGUUGACAGCGUGUAGAGGAUUAGGGGCGGACCUUGUUUCCGUGGAAACACAGGCAGAAAAUGACGUCCUAAGUAAACUACUUAUUACCACCUUAAAGACGAAGGUAUCAGUCUACUGGAUCGGUGGGUACUAUGUGACUGCCACCUCCUCCUGGACCUGGCCCGACUACCGGCCCGUCACGUUCACCAACUGGGGUCCCUCUCAGCCCCGCUACAAGUCCUACAGCUACACCAUCGCCAUGUUGAAUCCCCAGCAGAACUCUGGCUUCACUAACUGGGCCUGGGCGUCCUAUGGCGCCAACAGGGGAUACAACUACAUCUGUGAGGCGAGGGCCCACUAGUCUGAGAUGAUGGCAAUAAAACAUGACUAUGAAA